This is a messenger RNA of Zeugodacus cucurbitae (melon fly), 1190 nucleotides long. RefSeq names its product bindin-like. Bases 147 to 998 code for a protein of 283 amino acids. The record is from RefSeq and is a predicted model, not a curated record. NCBI's taxonomy places the organism in Eukaryota, Metazoa, Arthropoda, Insecta, Diptera, Tephritidae. The transcript is spliced from 2 exons.
GAAAUUUCUUUUUGUUUUUGCGUUUGCAAAAAAUUCGCAAUUUUGCACAGAAAUAAGAUUUGUAUAAAUUUGCCGGCAACUUUGGAGAAAUCAUCAGUAAACAGCUGAGUUCCAAACUGAAGCCAUCACCACUGCCAAGCUACAAUAUGCGUGCCUUUAUCAUCCUUUGCUCCGUCGUCUCUGCGACCUAUGCAGCCAGUCUUGGCUACAAUUAUGAGGUCAACAACGUUGGUGGCCACAUUGGCGGCCCCAGCUAUGGUGGUCAAGCUCUAGGCGGUCCCAGUUAUGGCGGUCAAGCUUUGGGUGGUCAAAGUUACGGCGGUCAAGCUCUAGGUGGUCAAAGUUAUGGCGGUCAAGCUUUGGGUGGUCAAAGUUACGGCGGUCAAGCCCAUAGUGGUCCAAGUUUCGGUGGUCAAGUUGCUGCUGGUCCAAGUUUCGGCGGUUUUGCGCCUGCAGGUCCCAGCUACAGCGCUCCCGCUGCUGCCCCAGCUCAAGCUGAGGUUAACAAGGAAUUCUUCACCUACACCGCACCCGAACAUGAGUUCAAUGAUGCUGGUGAUGCCGGUGAUAUUGCUAACUCCCUCAAGAAGAACUUGCGUGUUAUCUUUAUUAAGGGACCUGAAAACUCUGGACUCGAGAACGCUGCUCUGCAAUUGGCUAAAUCUGCUGGCGAAGAACGCACUGCCAUCUAUGUGCUCAACAAACAAGCUGACAUCGGCGAUUUGGCUAACCGUUUGCAAUCACUCAACCACCAAAGCGCCCACAAACCCGAAGUACACUUCGUCAAGUACCGUACCCCAGCUGAUGCUGAAAAUGCCAAGCAAGCUAUCCAGGCUCAAUACGAUGGUUUGGGCGGUAACACUAGCAGCCACAAUGGUGGUGUUGCACCAGUCUUGGACUUCGCCUCGAAGGCACCAGUUGCACCAGCUGCUCAACAGUAUGGUGGCUCUCCAGUCGGUGGUGUUGAGAACACCUAUCUGCCACCAAACAAAGUCUAAGUGCGCUAAUGAGUUGUCAAAUGAGUGCGGCAGACGAUUUCUGCCAUUAGUUAGAUUGUUGAAUAUUUUCUAAGUCCCAUUGUUCCUUAAUGAUAACAUCGACAUGUUAAUUUGUACGUAGCUAUGUAACUUAAAAACCAAAAAUAAAAAAAAUAAAUUUUAUGAAACGACUUAAAGCUUAAUUCGAAAUAA